Messenger RNA from Necator americanus (New World hookworm), 507 nucleotides. RefSeq lists its product as uncharacterized. Lineage: Eukaryota; Metazoa; Nematoda; Chromadorea; Rhabditida; Ancylostomatidae. The record is from RefSeq and is a predicted model, not a curated record. Bases 1 to 507 code for a protein of 168 amino acids. The transcript is spliced from 4 exons.
AUGACGAUCUGUACUUAUACACAUAUUCUUGCAUCGGAAGCGGCCAUCGAAGAUCUGAUUAUGCAAGCCAAGAUGAUUAAGUGCGCCGUCAUCGGACUGACCGAGACGAAACGACGCCACCCUCUCAACGCCUUAUAUGAAACUGGAGAAGAACUGUUCUUAGGAACAUGCGACAGUAGAGGUGUUGGUGGAGUUGGGGCGGAGCUACCCACGCCGGAGGCCUCUGCCUCCGAUGCGGCUGGGCUCAUAAGAGCCCAUGUUUGGAACACACGUGGAGGACCCCAUCCAUCAGAAAACAUCCGAGCAAAGACGCAUGGGACAACGUCGCCAGUACCAAGGACCGCGACGCGAAAUCCGGGCCACGCGAGGGGAGCGACAACUAGUCCAGAGCCCACACAGAUCCUGAAGUUCAGUCAACAUUGUUGGAAAAGGUGGCGCGUAUGCGUUGUCUUUCACGUAUUCCCAAAGAAAGAAUCACAAACUGUGAGAGGCCGUCUGUUUCCUUAA